Molecule: messenger RNA, 3062 nt
Organism: Oreochromis aureus
Lineage: Eukaryota; Metazoa; Chordata; Actinopteri; Cichliformes; Cichlidae
Gene: ubald1a
Product: UBA-like domain containing 1a
Exons: 3
Coding region: 465-956 (163 amino acids)
Molecular function (GO): protein binding
Source: RefSeq, a predicted model, not a curated record
CAAACAAAGCGCGUGCUCACGGGAUUUGUAGUCCAAAACAAACCGUUUCUGAGAUUCCUGCGGUGGGAGGUUAGCCCCCGUUCGCGGCGAAUUUAACACCGUGGGUGUGCCGUAUUUUCAAACCGUUUUACAAAUGUAAACUAUUUAAGCUUAAUGUGCGCGUAGGUGUCAAAAUUAACCGGAAACAGCCGGAUAAACACACGCCGAAACGAGACCCUUCCCUUGCGGCAUACAAGUCCCACCGGCGGUGCUCUCACGUGAUUGGCUGCGUGCUUUUGUCAAUCACGUCUUGUUCCUUCCACUACCGCUCCUACAGUAAAUAUUUGUGUUUGCUCAACCGGCUGUAAUGGUGGACGACUGAGGCAGAGGGAACGGAAUACAACUCGAGUGAAGAAAGAGGAAAAAACGGUCGAAAGUCUGCUUCAGAGCCAGCCGCCGCGAAUAGGACACGGGCUUCGUCGAAAAUGGAUGAACUCAAACAUCAAGUCAUGAUUAACCAGUUCGUCCUGACGGCGGGUUGUGCGGCAGACCAAGCGAAGCAGCUUUUGCAAGCGGCACAUUGGCAGUUUGAGACUGCCCUCAGUGCCUUUUUUCAAGAAACAAAUAUUCCAUAUGGCCAUCAUCAUCAAAUGAUGUGCACCCCAGCCAACACACCAGCGACGCCCCCCAACUUCCCUGACGCGUUGACUAUGUUCUCCCGGCUGAAGGCCUCCGAGAGCUUCAACAGCGGCAGUGGCGGAAGCCCCAUGGCCGCCGCCAUGGCCACCUCACCUCCACCCCACCAGGUUGGCGGCUGGGGGGUCUCAUCAAAUGUACCUAAUGUGCCGCAGCCUCCACAGGGACUCUGGACUCAGGGGCAGCCCCCCACACAGCCCUGCCCAGCCUGGCCAACGGGAGUGAACCCGCAUACGGGCGCAGAGCAGAAGGCUAGUGUAGCAAUGGAGGCAGAGAGAUGAAGGCCGCACGGGACUGAAGAACCCGCCCCCCCCCCAUGCUCCCAUGUUGGAGAGGGAGAGGGGAGGGGAAUGGGAAAUGAAUGUGGGAAGGGUGUGUGGAGAAGGGGAGGAGGGGGGUAAAUGGCUAGAAGUGGGUUUGGGAUUUCCCCCCACCUCCCAAAAAACAAAACAAAAUAAAAAAAACUGAUGAUAUUGAAAGAGACAGAUUCUACGCAAACCAAGAAAAACUCAACGUGGACAAUUUGAAGAGGAGGAGAAAACCAAUGCAAACAUCAAUACAGAAAAAAAGAAUAAAAAAAGAUACGCACACAUAGUAAUAAGAGAGCAACUGAGAUCUUUGUUAGUUUUUCCUAAGUAAAUGCAUAGAUAAAAGAAAUAUUAUUGAACUAAAAAACGAGAAAUGAAAAAAAAGAAUCGUCACGCCCAAGGAAUCUAUGUGCAGUUCAAGGACAUUCGAGGCAGCAAACAUCAGUUUUUCAUUUAGUUUCUUCUUCUUCUUUUUUUAAUCUUUUCUGCCGGUGUUUUUCAGCCACUGGGGUUUGUGUUUCCGCAACAGUCUUUGCUGCAUGAGGAGACGGGAACGUGCGAUGCAGUUGGUUUUUUUUUGUGGGUUUUUUUGUUUUUUUUGUUUUUUUUUUAGAUUGACUCAGAAACCAUCACGCACUUGAGUGUGAGCGUGGACGCAUGUGAGCAGAUGUUCAGUUUGUAAUCAGAAAUUUACACACACACACACUUUAGGCUUUUAGAGGAAACACCUCCAUACUAUCAUCCCCAUCGUGAAAGGUGGGACUUUUCUUACCUCACCUGGUGGUCACCUGACUUCUUUCAGCCAAUCAGGGAUUCUUCUUAAACCAACUGUUGCCACCGCUGCCGCAGGACAUGUUUUUAAAAGGUUUUCUUCUUAAAGGCAGCAGCCGCUCUGGUUUAUGCUCACUGAUCCUCGCUACAAUGGCUUUUCCAGACACAGAUUUAAGACCUGGACUCAGACGCCCAACUGUCCACUGUAUACAUUUGUUUUGUUUUGGGGUUUUUCCCUUUUUUUUUCCUGGAGAUUCUGGUUAGUACAAAAGGAAAAAAAAAAAUCAUGGUUUAAUAUCGUUUCUAAUGCUGAUUGUUAUGUUUUGUUAGUGGGUAAAGGGAGAGGUGGCUUUGGAAAUGGGUGGGAUUUCAGGUAGAUCUUUUUUUUUCUUUUUGGGGGGAGGGGGUUUGAAUCAAAUGCAGCUAAAUGGCUACAGAUUUAAAACAAACACCCACACACACGACUACUCCAUCUUUGUAAACCGAAUUGCCACUUUGCAUGAUGUGUUCAUAAUGUGUAACAUCUUUUGUAGCAAACAUACAUGAGGUCGAGACACGUUUCGGGGAGAGGGGUGGACGGAAAGGUGACGGUGGGAUUCCCAAAGGUAACUGAAAUGCAAUAGAUGUCUUGCUGUAAAGGCAGAAUUGGGGUCUUAGAUGCGAGGAGGAAAACGAAAUGGGUGUGAGACAGCGUCAGGAAGCCCACCACGGGCAAUAUGGGGACACUACAGACUACUUUGAGAUAUACAGUAUAUAUAAAUAUAUAUACAUACCCUCAGAUACUGUACUGUGGAGGGGUUUUUACAACAUUUAGGUUUCUAGUUUUGACCAGUUUCGGUCCAUUGAUACUGCUGAGGGGGACACUUCAGGGAUGACCCUGAUAUACGGCAAUAUUUUAAAUGCAGGGUCUGCCCCUUUCUUUUUUUUUUUUUUUUAGUUCGGAUUAUUUUUUACAUUCAUUAAAGAUAAGUAAGAAGAAAUAUUUUGAAUAGCUGAGGGACUUGUGUUUUUAAAGGCUAAAAAAACUCAUUUGGAAAAUAAUGGCUAUAAUAAUGAAAAAAAGUAACCAACUUCCUUUUUUUUUUCAUAGACUAAACCAAUGUUUAAGUUCAUCCUUUCUCCAUGCUUCAUACUUUAUUUGGUAAUAUCAGAGCGUUUCUGGGUGGGCCUGUUCCUAAAUGGUUUCUCAUGUAUGUUCCCCCCUGCCCCUUGUAUGACUGUAUGAGACCAUUCCCACAAUAUUUGUGGACUACCUGAUAAUUAACUUAUCAUUUUUGUGAACCUAAAUAAAUAUUGUAUGUCAACCUA